CGUCGAGAACGAGCAAUCUCUUCUUCUUCUUCCGAUAAGUUCUGCAUUUUCUUCUUCCUCGAUUCGUCUCUGUUUCUCCUCACUUGGAGGAGCUUGAACGGCGUUCUUCUCCGAUGAUGUAGCCACACCGUUUCUUCUACGUAACCACUUGUUCACCAAGUUGCAAUCUUUGAGGAUCUUACACGCAAGCCCGUAUCUUCUUCUGGAGCUCAGCGUCGGCAACACCCAAAGUAUCUGCAGCAAAGUCCUUCUCUUGCCGGUCAGCGAUUCCUUUUAAGAUGAGCAGCAGCGACGGAGGAUCCCGUCGCAUCCGGUGGCUGCUAGGGUUUGGUUUCUUCGUUCAAGGAUUUAGGGGUUUCCCUUGGCUGGGAGCCAAUUUCUUCCUCACAGAUGAGCUCCGUGUCAAUCCUUCAGUGCUGCAGCUUCUCCAGAACUCGGCGAAUCUUCCGAUGGUCGCUAAACCAAUCUACGGUGUCCUCUCCGACGCUGUCUACUUCUUUGGCCAGCAUCGAAUCCCUUAUAUCGCCUUUGGAGCCUUGCUACAAGCAAUCUCAUGGCUUGCUAUAGCCUUCUUGUCAAGAUCAAAUGUGUCAAUCUUAGCUUUGUCGCUCUACCUUCUCCUUAGUAAUCUCGGUGCUUCGUUAGUAGAAGUAGCAAAUGAUGCUAUUGUAGCCGAGGCCGGAAAGCAAAAGAGCCAUUCAUCAUCAUCAUCACCACCACAACUGUCGUCUUCUUCUUCUUCUUCUUCUUCUUCUUCUUCCGGUGAGUUACCUUCGUUUGUUUGGAUGGCUUCUUCUCUUGGUGGAAUCCUUGGAAACCUUUUAGGUGGUAUUGCUAUCAAAACGUUUUCCUCUCAGUCAACAUUCCUCGUGUUUGGCCUUCUCGCUCUCCUUCAGUUCCUUGUAACCAUAAACAUUAAAGAAAAGUCUCUUAACCUCCCGGCAAACCCAUCACCCGCCGGUAUCAGAAAUCAUCUCUCCGACCUUUCACGUGUGUUGAGGAAGCCAGAGAUCUCUUACUCCAUAGCCUGGAUCGCGUUAUCAACCGCUGUAGUACCUGUUCUCACGGGGACAAUGUUCUUUUACCAAACAAAGCUUCUGAAGAUCGACGCAUCACUCGUAGGGAUCUCCAAGGUGUUUGGUCAGAUCGCAAUGCUCUUAUGGGGUGCUGCGUACAACCGUUGGCUCAAAGCCAUCCCGCCGAGGAAACUGAUCACAGCCAUUCAGGUAACGAUGGGUGUCUUUGUGGUAUCCGAUCUCUUGUUCGUGAAAGGCGUUUACCGGAAUCUGGGUGUGCCGGACUCUGUAUACGUGCUCUUCUUCUCUGGAAUCUUGGAGACUCUGUUUUAUUUCAAGAACCUGCCUUUCACCGUGCUGAUGACGAGGCUCUGUCCUCCUGGAUGUGAAGGUUCUCUCAUGGCGUUUGUAAUGUCUGCCAUUGCACUCGCCUUCAUAGUUAGCGGAUAUCUCGGAAUCGUUCUCGCAUCGUUUGUCGGCGUAACGGCGGGUGAUUUCUCGGGUUUUACUAGUGGACUCGCUAUAGAAGCGACCUGCGUUGCGAUUCCGCUGGUCUUAACCUCGUGGAUAUACGAUGAAACGGAAACAAAGGACAGAAUGUUUGAGGCCUUCGGUUUUGCUGAGACCCUUUGUUCCAAGAUGGGUUACUAUAACAACGUCUUUGAUGGAUGCAAUGACCAAACUGAUAUCGGUGGGGUUGUACGAGAUGGAAGGGAAGUCAUUCUCCAGGCCUAUAAUUGGGAAUCUCAUAAACAUGAUUGGUGGAGAAACUUGGACGGAAAAGUUCCUGAUAUCGCCAAAUCUGGCUUUACGUCUGCGUGGUUGCCACCACCAUCUCAGUCUCUUGCACCAGAAGGUUACCUUCCACAGGACCUUUAUUCACUAAACUCAGCGUAUGGCUCAGAGCACCAGUUGAAAUCCUUGCUUCGUAAGAUGAAACAGUACAAAGUUAGAGCUAUGGCUGAUAUAGUCAUCAAUCAUCGUGUUGGGACGACGAGAGGUCAUGGUGGAAUGUACAACCGCUACGAUGGAAGUUCGUUGCCGUGGGAUGAACACGCUGUUACUUCUUGUACCGGAGGACUUGGAAGCCGAAGCACAGGGGAGAACUUCAAUGGAGUUCCAAAUGUUGAUCACACUCAACAUUUUGUUAGGAAAGAUAUAAUCGGAUGGCUUCGUUGGCUGCGAAACACCGUCGGGUUUCAGGACUUCCGUUUUGACUUUGCUAGAGGCUAUUCAGCACAGUAUGUGAAGGAGUACAUAGGAGCAGCGAAACCUCUAUUCUCAGUUGGAGAAUGUUGGGAUUCUUGCAAGUACAAUGGCCAUGGUCUUGACUAUAAUCAAGAUAGCCAUAGACAACGUAUAAUCAAUUGGAUCGAUGCCACAGGACAGCUUUCAGCUGCAUUUGACUUCACAACCAAAGGAAUUCUGCAGGAAGCUGUGAAGGGUCAGUUUUGGCGUUUAUGUGAUCCACAAGGAAAGCCUCCAGGCGUAAUGGGAUGGUGGCCUUCAAGAGCUGUCACCUUCCUUGAUAACCAUGACACUGGCUCUACUCAGGCUCACUGGCCGUUCCCUUCACACCACAUUAUGGAGGGCUAUGCAUAUAUACUUACGCAUCCAGGAAUCCCCUGUGUUUUCUACGAUCACUUCUACGAUUGGGGAAGCUCUAUUCAUGACCAGAUUGUUAAACUGAUUGAUAUUAGGAGGCGACAAGAUAUCCACAGUAGGUCAACGAUCCGCGUUUUGGAAGCACAGUCUAAUUUGUACGCAGCCAUUGUUGGUGAGAAGCUGUGCAUGAAGGUCGGGGACGCUUCUUGGUGCCCUUCUGGUAGAGACUGGACUUUAGCAACGAGUGGUCAUCGCUAUGCCGUUUGGCACAAGUAAUCUUCCUCAGGAUUGGACUUGGUUUCAAAGGUUGAUGAUAUUUUCACUUUCUAUACCGGUAUUACUUUAAUGUGUAGCACUUACGUCUUCAUGACGUAAUAUUUUACAAGUUAAUCAAAUGCAUGUAUUAUUUAUAUAAUGUAAGCAUUUUCGUUUGUUGUUUUAUUUGUUGGCAAUCUAUAGUAAAAAAAAUUGGAUGACUAGUGAGAAAGUAAAUGAAACUAUUGGGAGGGAAAAGGGGCUUUGUGCUUUUCUAUGAGAAUUAACUCGGAGAAAAUGAUGGUGAUGAUGAGCAUGACAGAGAGUGAGAAUGUCCCGCAUGCAUAAGAACAAAAAAGUGAAGAGGCGAUGUAUCAACUCAUUAACGUUAGCUAAACCUAUGUUUAAUUAUUACUUUAGCCACGUUGUCAAAGAAAGAAAAUGUUACUUGAGCACUAAUCCAAUUUACCAUACUGUUGUUUGACUUGUUUCAAAACACCUACAUUUAAGAUUCAUACAGCACUUGUAGACUUGAUCCC
Molecule: messenger RNA, 3415 nt
Organism: Thlaspi arvense
Lineage: Eukaryota; Viridiplantae; Streptophyta; Magnoliopsida; Brassicales; Brassicaceae
Source: the annotation of a GenBank genome assembly